AUGGAUUUCGAGAGGCCAAUAGGUAGAAAAGCUGAAAAGGCUAAUCGAAAGAGAAAAGAUGAUGGGAAAGAUAUUGCAACGGAAUAUUUGAAAAAUAAAAUGAAAGUUCUUGAAGAAGGUUGUGUAGCCGAAAAAGAGAGAGUACGUAUCAAAGCGGAAAAGUUUAUCUCCAUGGGUCGUUCUUUUUUUCGUAAAUUGCUUGAUGAUGACUCAGAUGAAGAUGAGAUAAUUAUAAAACUUCUCACGGGUUCGACACCACAACGUAAGCAUUGUCGGUAUAUCGAACGCAAUCAUUUGGCAGGCCAUAGAAGGCUUUAUGAUGACUACUUUGCCAAAGAACCUGUAUAUCCUCCCAACUUAUUUCGAAGGAGAUUUCGAAUGAGACGUUCUCUUUUUCUCCGAAUCUUAUCUAGGGUAGAAGCUCAUGAACCUUACUUUACCCAAAAAAGAAAUGAUGCCAAAAAGCUUGGUCUAUCUCCCUUUCAAAAGAUGACCGCUGCACUUAGGAUGCUUGCUUAUGGAGUAGCCGCUGAUUUUAUGGAUAAAUAUGUGAGAAUAGCAGAAACCACUGCAAUAACUAGUUUGAAAAAAUUUGUUGCAGCAGUGGUUGCUAUUUUUUCAGAGGAAUACUUGAGGUCACCAAACAAUGAAGACAUCGCUAGAUUGUUAGCCCAUGGCCAAAACCGUGGAUUUCCAGGCAUGUUGGGAAGUAUUGAUUGCAUGCAUUGGAAAUGGAAAAAUUGUCCAACUGCAUGGAAAGGGAUGUAUUGUGGUCAUAUUCGUGAGCCAAGUAUUGUUUUGGAAGCAGUGGCUUCAUAUAAUCUUUGGAUAUGGCACUCAUUUUUUGGGUUACCUGGGUCAAACAAUGAUAUUAACGUGUUGGAGCGGUCUUAUGUAUUUUCUGAGCUUGCACAAGGACGUGCUCCUGCAGUUAAUUACUCAAUUAAUGGUGAUGAUUACACAAUGGGAUACUAUCUUGCUGAUGGCAUAUAUCCACAAUGGUCAACAUUUGUGAAGACAAUCCCAAGGCCACUAGGAGCAAAAAGAAAAUUAUUUGCAAAAGCUCAGGAGGCAUAUAGGAAGGAUGUAAAGCGUGCAUUUGGAGUGCUUCAAGCAUGA
Molecule: messenger RNA, 1119 nt
Organism: Quercus robur (English oak)
Lineage: Eukaryota; Viridiplantae; Streptophyta; Magnoliopsida; Fagales; Fagaceae
Exons: 2
Coding region: 1-1119 (372 amino acids)
Source: RefSeq, a predicted model, not a curated record